Molecule: messenger RNA, 492 nt
Organism: Kwoniella botswanensis
Lineage: Eukaryota; Fungi; Basidiomycota; Tremellomycetes; Tremellales; Cryptococcaceae
Exons: 2
Coding region: 1-492 (163 amino acids)
Source: RefSeq, a predicted model, not a curated record
AUGAAACCUUCACCUACGUUGAUACCUCGACUUUUACCUAUUCUCAAACAUUAUCCUAUCGCCUCUUCCUCCUCUACUUCUUCCUCUUUCGCGAUUGCCGCUUCGGGUUCCGCUCCCGCUCAGCAUAUCAACCAUAAGAAAGUGGAGCAAAUCGGUAGUGGAAAUGGAUGGAGUACUUGGUGGUUAUCUAACCCUAGCUUGACACAUCUCAAUGAUGACAAGAGACGGAAAUCCCCUUUGAGUAACAAUCAUACCCAUCAUCAUGAUCAUGUUCAUCUACAAACUUCAUUAAACUACCACAACUCAAUAUCAUAUCGACUUGAUCCCACUACGACAAAAGAUAAUAUACGGUCAACCCCAACUCAACAAAGUAAUAAUUCCAAAGCCAAAGGAAAUGCUACUACUCCUACCAGUAGUAGUAAUGGUGGUGGUGAUACCUCGACUGUACCUCCACCUACCAUAGCAUGGAACGAUUAUCUCUCUAUGGUAUAG